Messenger RNA from Acanthochromis polyacanthus (spiny chromis), 1289 nucleotides. RefSeq names its product neuroendocrine protein 7B2. Gene Ontology annotation, biological process: neuropeptide signaling pathway; regulation of hormone secretion. Lineage: Eukaryota; Metazoa; Chordata; Actinopteri; Pomacentridae. The transcript has 7 exons. The record is from RefSeq and is a predicted model, not a curated record. Bases 29 to 697 code for a protein of 222 amino acids. Gene Ontology annotation, molecular function: enzyme regulator activity. Gene Ontology annotation, cellular component: secretory granule.
GAUCUGUCCUUCCUUCAGCACGGACAAGAUGAUGGAGAUGGGUCCGGCGGUGCGCUUCUGGUUGUUCGGCCUGCUGCUGUGGCUGCAGCUCGGUACAGCUCCAGCUCGCAGCCUCCGUACGGCCGACCAGGUGUCUGAGGCCGACAUUCAGCGGCUCCUGCACGGCGUCAUGGAGCAGCUGGGCAUCGCUCGACCCAGAGUGGAGUAUCCUGCGCACCAGGCCACCAACAUAGUGGGGCCUCAGAGCAUACAGGGUGGUGCUCAUGAAGGGCUGCAGCAUCUUGGCCCAUAUGGGAAUAUCCCAAACAUUGUGGCUGAGCUGACAGGAGACAACAUCCCCAAAGACUUCAGUGAUGACCACGGAUACCCAGACCCUCCAAACCCCUGCCCUCUGGGAAAGACAACAGCAGAUGGGUGUUUGGAAAAUGCUCCUGACACAGCUGAGUUCAGCAGAGAGUUCCAAAAACAUCAACACCUAUUCGACCCCGAGCAUGAUUACCCAGCCUUGACAAAGUGGAACAAAGAACGUUUGUACCAAAAACUGAAGACGGGACCAAAAAGAAGAAAAAGGAGUGUCAACCCAUAUUUAAUGGGCCAGAGGCUGGAUAAUGUGGUUGCCAAGAAAUCUGUUCCUCACUUCUCUGAGGAAGAAGCAGUGACUGUCCCAGCUACCAGACCAAUUCAUGACCUAAACUGAUGCAACAUCAAUGUAUUAUAGAAAAUAAUUUUUAACACUACACAUUUAAGUAUUUUGGUUUGCAAUCAAUGGGACUGUGACCUUAGUGCAAGUAUUGUAUUUUGUAAAUGCUUUGUUUUGUUGUAUCGCAAGCAUAUUAGUUGUCCAAGAUCUGGUUCCCAAUUAGACACAUGAUGCUUUCUAUGUGCUUUUGCUGGUAUUAUUUUAUCACGUGCCAUUACAAUGCGCAAACUUGGUCAUGGAAACACAAUUUUAGGGUGAUUUUUGUUAAACAUUGAUGGGCACUUGUGGCUCAACCUCAGAAAUUUGCAUGACAUUGACAAAUGCUGUUUUGAACGUUAAGAAAAAAUUUGACGCUCGUCUCAGAGAUAAAUUACUUGCAUCUUGCAUCCAAAACAUUAAAAAAAUAUUCAGAGUUCAGAGGCUUUGAAGGGUCGAUUGGCAAGCUUAGUUUUUAAUCUCGAUUUCUGAGUUAAAAUCUGUAAAUCCAUGUGUUUUUUUAUUUUUAAGAUGGAGCCACAUUGCAGAGUUUCAACCAAUACGCCCAAACUACGAGAAUAUAUGGUGUGAAAAUAAAUGCUGUUACAAAAUU